Quercus lobata is the source of this 1329-nucleotide messenger RNA. RefSeq names its product probable mediator of RNA polymerase II transcription subunit 26b. NCBI's taxonomy places the organism in Eukaryota, Viridiplantae, Streptophyta, Magnoliopsida, Fagales, Fagaceae. Gene Ontology annotation, cellular component: nucleus. The coding region runs from base 1 to 1329 and encodes 442 amino acids. The transcript has 10 exons. The record is from RefSeq and is a predicted model, not a curated record.
AUGGAAAAGGUUAUCACCAUGAAAGAUAAAAGCUUUAGUUACUGGAGAGACUAUUUUCAGGGAGUGAAUUGUAGUAUCUUUGAGAUUAUUGAAAAUGCAAUCAUAGUGGCAGCCACAGAUCACCCAAAUGAGUUCAAGUUACAAAGGGGUCAGAUUGUUGAAAAACUUUACUCUUGCCAGGCAGGGACUCAAUGUUGUGGGCAAAAUCACAAUGAGUUAGCAAUGCUCAAUGAGACUAACAAUGGCAAUUUCAAUGAUGAACAUGCAAUUGUGAUGGCUAAUACUAGAUUAACUAGUAAUGCUGCUGAUUUGGAAGUUGGUGGCAGUGAGCAGAGUAAGGUUGAUAGCAGUAGUGAUCAGACAGAGAUGAAUACGACCCAAGAGAGCAAAUACAGUUACAGCGAAGCGGAGGCAUUGACAGAUGAGAUUGAUGAAGAGAGUGAGAUUUUUUUAGAGGUUUUAAGGACCAAGGAGAUUCUUGAAAAUAGUCAAGAUGAGUCUGAAACAGUAUUACUCGAGUCCUUAAGGAAGCUGCAAUUGAUGGUUCAUUCUGUUGAGGUUCUGCAGGCCACAAAUAUAGGAAGAACGGUUAAUGCUCUUCGAAGGCACAGGUCAAAACAGAUUAGAAAGUUUAUACAGACACUUAUUAAUGGUUGGAAGAUAAUGACAAACGAGUGGCUUGAUGCUGCAGCAAUUAUUGCCGAAGGUCCUGUAGACUCUAACGCCUCCACUGUUUUUGAUGAGAAAGGGCUCCCUUCUCCUCCAUUGGAUGAAGGGGCUCUCUUUGCAUCAAAAACUCCAAUAAAGCUCUCACAGUUCUUUGAUGGCAUCGAUGACGAUGGAAAUUUUGAACUCAACAUGGAGUAUGACAAGAAUCUUGAAAGUGGAACAAAACCCCUGCCAGGAAACCAAAAUAGUACCAAGCAUAACUCACCGCUUCCCAUGGAGGCCACUACACCUAUCCAUGACAAGAAGCACCAGCUGACACAGCAACAAUCUGUCAUUAAAUUAACUAGUAAUACUGAAACAUCAAAUACUAUAUCUAAGAAAGGAAGAACUCAUAAUUUGAAUUUGGAGCAAAAGGUCAAUAACGAAAUAGAUUUUCAACUUCAAGCCUCCAUCUCCAUCUCAUCCACGAUCUUCUUCCAGAAAUCUAGGCUUUUAGAUGAUGCUGCAGUCCAAGCGAAACUGAAUGCUACAAAGAGGAAACUUCAAGCUUGUUACCAACAAGCUGAGAAUGCAAAAAUGCAACGGAAAACAAAAUUUGUGGAUUUGCAUGAACUUCCUAAACAAAGGCUUCGUCGUAAAAAACCAUAUUCAAAAUGCUAG